Molecule: messenger RNA, 1662 nt
Organism: Gigantopelta aegis
Lineage: Eukaryota; Metazoa; Mollusca; Gastropoda; Neomphalida; Peltospiridae
Exons: 2
Coding region: 495-1376 (293 amino acids)
Cellular component (GO): nucleus
Source: RefSeq, a predicted model, not a curated record
GUGAUACGAUGGUUUGGCCAUUUUAAGGGGGUACUCUACACAGCUAAACAGGUUAGGUAUUAUAUGAUUUUACAUAUUAUAAUCAUGCUAUUCAUAGUCAGUACGUACCUUUUCCACCAUUAAGUAGUUACAUUGUACCCACUCAUACCGCUCACUCCAUAUUAAACAGUUUAGUCUAACCCACAUUUUUACAAAUGUUUGGAUAAAAUUAAUGAUGUAUAAACGUGUAUUGUUUUUUUAAUUAAAUAAUAGCUUACAUAAGUUUAAAAUUAAUUCAUUACUAGGCCUAUAUUGUAACAAAAUGUAGGGUUUUCUAUUUAUACAAAUGUACAAACAAUACCUUACGAUACAUAGCUUUUUCUUUCAUUGUCUCAAUACUCUCGGAACACUCAUGCGGUAUUCAUGCACGUGCAAUGAGGGGAUGAGGGAUGGGCUUAAAUGUAACUGUCGUCCCUUACUAGUAGUACCAUUCAGUGCUUGUAUGCUGUUCAAUAAUGGAAAAUCAAGCCAAGAGACAUAGGAAAGCGAAUUUUACAGACACUGAAAUAAGAGUGCUAUUAGAAGAAAUAAGUGUUGAUCAUAAAACAUUGUUUAUGGCCAACAACCAAACUGUCACAAACAGGUUAAAGGGGGAUAUUUGGAAAAGAAUAACUGCAAAAAUCAGUGCAUGCGGCGUGGCAGAACGUACACCACAAGAGGCGAAAGAAAAAUGGAGAUCGUUGAAAGGGGCCGUCCUAAACAAGCAGAAAAGACAGACGAAAACGGGAGGUGGACCACCAGAUAAACCAGUGCCAUACGAGGACAUCAUCGUGACCAUAAUUGGAGAAAAUUCAAACCUCUACACUGGAAUAGAAGUGCAAGGAACAGACACUUAUGAAAACCCACAAACCCAAGCAGUCGAGUGCAAGAAUAACACUGAAAAUACGUGUGUGGUUUCCUCGGAACCCACGCCACAUUGCUCAAAGGAAUACCCUGAGGAUUUGACAUCCGUCCAAACUAUCUCUGGCCCACCAACUUCAUCUCUCACUUUAACACCGCUUUUAAAUGUAGACACAACACUAUGUCAGGACGAUGAUAAUAUAGCAGUUGCUAUUGUAAAUGAAAGUAAAACAUUUGAAGCAAAACAAUCAGCUUCACCAUCACUUGACAAAAUAUUAAUAACGAAAUCAAAGGCCCAAAAUAGAAAAAUAAAAAGAAAGUCCUUGGUGGAGAAAGGGCUAGAUGAUCAUGAGAAUGAUCUAUUUGAGGAAUAUCUCAAAAGUGAGAUAGAAAAAAACAAGGCCAUGACCAUUUUUUUCAAUAACAAAAACAAAAAGAUUUUGUUAGGAAUUAAAAAACUUGAAAAAAUUGAAAAGGAAGACGAGUUACAUAAUUAAAUUUUGUAAUGAAAACUGCAAUAAAUUCAUUUAAUAAUAGGGAUAUUUGUAUGAAUACCCUGAAUGAACUUAUUACACCUACAUUAUUAAUGAACAACAUGCUAUGAACAAAUAUGGUUUUUACGUUUUACUUAGGCAAAGUUAUUGUUUACGUUUAUUUUGUAAUUGUAAUACGUAAUAAAGAAAGCAAAUAUUUAUGUUGUUUCGUGGUCACUUUAUUAAGCACAAGGAAGCAAAGUAAUAUUCAAUUAAUAAUGUAAUGUUUAUUUAACACGAUGGACUUUCA